Molecule: messenger RNA, 534 nt
Organism: Drosophila hydei
Lineage: Eukaryota; Metazoa; Arthropoda; Insecta; Diptera; Drosophilidae
Gene: Tom
Product: enhancer of split malpha protein
Exons: 1
Coding region: 37-534 (165 amino acids)
Biological process (GO): sensory organ development; Notch signaling pathway
Source: RefSeq, a predicted model, not a curated record
GCAACGAGGCAACAGCUUCAACUCAAGUCGCUCUCAAUGUCUUUCAUCACACGGGAAUACAAGUUCGAAACGAGCCUCAUGAUGCAACAAAAAUCAGAUCAACAUACAAUGGCAAUGCUUAGCCUGAAGAAACUUGUCAAACCACUGCUAAGGCUGAUUAAGAAGAAACAGCUAAUACGGAAGACCCUGGCCGAGGUGCAAUCGCAGAACGAGAUAAACUCAUCUUUGGAGGACAUGCGCAAAAAUUCAGUGGCCAGCUGUGACAACACGGCAAAUGAGCUGCUCGAACAGAGACUCUACAACGAUCUACGCGACUGUCCCAACAAUGCGGCUAUCAUCGUUCAGCAUGACAAAAAGCACAGCAUUGUUCCGGUGCAUCCUGAUCAGACCUUCAUCCCGGUCCACUUUGCCCGUACGAGCAGCGGAACGUUCUUCUGGACUUCACUUGAUACAGCGUGCCAGCAGCAGCAGCAACAACAACAACAACAGGAGAACGAAAUGCGAACUAAGUACGAUCGCUGGGUUCAGGCCUAA